Molecule: messenger RNA, 1452 nt
Organism: Camellia sinensis
Lineage: Eukaryota; Viridiplantae; Streptophyta; Magnoliopsida; Ericales; Theaceae
Gene: CRB
Product: chloroplast RNA binding protein
Biological process (GO): monosaccharide metabolic process
Cellular component (GO): cytosol
Molecular function (GO): UDP-glucose 4-epimerase activity
Source: RefSeq, a predicted model, not a curated record
AUCCUAAUUGUAAGAAUGAGAGACAGCCAAAAAAUUAAGAAACAAGAGAUGGUUAGCAGCCUCACAACCCUUCAAAUUUCAGUUUCAAAACAUUCAUCAUCAUCAACAACUACCUCCAAAGGAGAGGAGGCAUCAUGGCUAGGCUUGUGGUGCUCCAGCACAAACAACCUUCUCUCUCUCUCCUUCCUUCUUCUCUCUCUGAUUUCAAUGGCAUCAGAUUGAACACCUCUAUUCAGUAUAAAAGAAAGGUAUGGCAAUCAAAAGGAGCGUUACACGUUUCAGCAUCAAGUGCCAAGAAAAUCCUGAUAAUGGGAGGGACUCGGUUUAUUGGUGUGUUUUUGUCAAGACUUCUUGUAAAAGAAGGCCACCAGGUGACUCUAUUCACAAGAGGAAAAGCUCCCAUCACCCAACAAUUGCCUGGAGAAUCAGAGAAGGAUUAUGCUGAUUUUUCUUCCAAGAUCUUGCACUUGAAAGGAGACAGGAAGGACUUUGAAUUUGUGAAAGCCAAUCUCUCAGUUGAAGGCUUUGAUGUUGUUUAUGAUAUUAAUGGAAGAGAGGCAGAAGAGGUGGCGCCCAUUUUGGAUGCAUUACCGAAUCUAGAACAGUACAUAUACUGCUCUUCCGCUGGUGUUUAUCUCAAAUCCGAUCUUUUACCACAUUUUGAGACCGAUGCAGUUGAUCCAAAGAGCAGGCAUAAGGGAAAGCUUGAGACUGAGAACUUAUUGAAAUUAAGGGAUGUUAAUUGGACUUCUAUAAGACCAGUCUACAUCUAUGGCCCACUGAACUACAAUCCUGUUGAAGAGUGGUUCUUCCACCGGUUAAAAGCAGGUCGACCGAUUCCAGUUCCCAACUCAGGAAUACAAAUAACCCAGCUUGGGCAUGUAAAGGAUUUGGCAAUGGCUUUUAUUCAAGUUCUUGGUAAUGAAAAAGCCAGCAAGCAAGUAUUCAACAUCUCUGGAGACAAAUACGUCACAUUCGAUGGAUUAGCAAAGGCAUGCGCAAAGGCUGCUGGAUUCCCUGAGCCUGAGAUUAUUCACUAUAACCCGAAGGAGUUUGAUUUUGGUAAAAAGAAAUCAUUUCCCUUCCGUGACCAGCAUUUCUUUGCAUCGGUUGACAAGGCAAAGAGUGAGCUCGGUUGGAAACCAGAAUUUGACUUGGUGGGAGGUCUCGCCGACUCCUACAACCUAGACUUUGGUAGAGGAACAUUCAGGAAAGAGGCUGAUUUCUCAACAGAUGACCUGAUUCUUGGCAAGACUCUUGUUCUUACCUAGAUCAUUUCAUUUCUUCUCAGUUUUUUUUUUUUCUUUACUCAUUUUUCAAUUUUUUCUUCAGCCUUCUGUCCAUUUGGGAUUAACAAAUCCUAGGCUUUUGUAAUGACCACGAUGUCAAAAACUAAAAAAUUAAAUGUUAAACGUUAUUUAAGAAUGUGACUUGAAAUUUUUUUUUUAAAAA